This is a messenger RNA of Fundulus heteroclitus (mummichog), 5760 nucleotides long. Its product is annotated as sodium- and chloride-dependent GABA transporter 2. Bases 107 to 1990 code for a protein of 627 amino acids. The transcript has 15 exons. Lineage: Eukaryota; Metazoa; Chordata; Actinopteri; Cyprinodontiformes; Fundulidae. The record is from RefSeq and is a predicted model, not a curated record. Gene Ontology annotation, biological process: sodium ion transmembrane transport. Gene Ontology annotation, cellular component: membrane.
CACGCCCGCGUUAGCUGUCCUUGAGACCUACGCAGAGGAGAUAAGCACGCAGCCAAACAGUCAGAAUUACUCACAGCUUUUUAGUUUCUCCUUCCCAGCUGCUAAGAUGGGUGUGUGUGUAUCCCUGCCAGAACCGGUGAUGGCCGACCAGCCGCUUUCACAGCCCGCCGACAAGCCGCUGACCAAGUUCCACCAGGGAGGCCUCCUCAGCGGGAAAGAAGACGGCCUGCAGGCCCGAGGCCAGUGGGCCAGCAAGGCCGAGUUCCUCCUGGCCGUGGCCGGACAGAUCAUCGGGCUGGGCAACGUCUGGAGGUUUCCCUACCUCUGCUACAAAAACGGAGGCGGCGUGUUCUUUGUUCCCUACCUGUUGUUCCUGGUGCUGUGCGGCAUCCCCCUGUUCCUCCUGGAGACCUCACUGGGGCAGUACACCAGCCUGGGAGGGGUCAGCGCCUGGAGGACAAUCUGCCCGCUAUUCGGAGGUCUCGGCUACGCCAGCCAGGUGAUGAUCCUGCACGGCUGCGUCUACUACAUAGUCAUCCUGGCCUGGGCGCUCUUCUACCUGUUCUACAGCUUCCAGGCGGAGCUGCCGUGGUCCCACUGUAACAACACCUGGAACACGGACGCCUGCUUCCUGUUCGAUAAAUACAACCAGACGGCGAACGCCAGCGCCGUGCCCGAGAACGCCACCUCCCCGGUCAUGGAGUUCUGGGAGCGGGAGGUGCUCCGCCUGUCGGGCACUUUGGAUGAGCUGGGUCCCGUCAGCUGGAAGCUGGCGCUGUGUCUGGCUGUCGUCUGGCUCGUCUGCUACUUCUGCGUUUGGAAGGGCGUGAAGUCCACCGGAAAGGUGGUGUAUCUGACGGCCACCUUCCCAUACGUCAUGCUGUUUGUGCUGCUGGUGCGCGGUGCCACGCUGCCUGGAGCGACCCAGGGCAUCAUCUACUACCUCAAACCCAACGUCACCCGCCUGGCUGACCCUCAGGUAUGGAUGGACGCCGGUACCCAGAUCUUUUUCUCUUAUGGAAUCUGCUUGGGAAGUCUCACAGCCCUGGGCAGUUACAACAAAUACAACAACGACUGCUAUAAGGACUCCUUCAUGCUGUGCCUCCUGAACAGCGCCACCAGUUUCCUGGCGGGCUUCGCCAUCUUCUCGGUGCUGGGCUUCAUGGCUGAAGAGCAGGGUGUCGACAUAGCCUCCGUGGCUCAGUCAGGGCCUGGCCUCGCCUUCAUCGCCUACCCCAGAGCCGUUGCCAUGAUGCCAGUCCCUCAGCUCUGGGCUGUCUGCUUCUUCCUCAUGAUCAUCAUGCUGGGCCUCGACACGCAGUUUGUGAGUCUGGAGGCUCUCAUGACCUCGGUGACAGACCUGUACCCCCACGUGAUCCGGCGAGGUUACCGCAGAGAGCUGCUGCUGCUGUUCGUGUGCGUGGUUUGCUUCCUGAUCGGGCUGGUCAUGGUCACGCCGGGUGGCCUGUAUGUGUUCCAGAUCUAUGACCACUUCUCCUGCAGUGGAGCCAGCCUGCUGCUCCUCUCCAUCUUCCAGUCGCUGGCCAUCGGCUGGGUCUACGGAGCCGAGCGUUUCAGUGACAACAUCAAAGACAUGACGGGCUACACCCCCCUGGCCGUCUUCAGGCUGUGCUGGAAGUACCUGACUCCGGCCGUGUGCACCGCUACAUUUAUUUUCUCCCUGGUGCGUUGGUCUCCACUGAGCCUGGGUAAAGGACUGGUGGCUCCAGUAUGGGCCACCACGCUCGGCUGGAUCCUGACCCUUUCAUCUGUUUCCCUCCUCCCCAUCUGGGCCGUCUACGCUCUGAUCACCACCCCUGGAACCCUGCCACAGCGCUUCCAUCGCCUUUGCAGCCCUGCUGAAAAGUCCUCUAUGGCCUUCCAGCACCUGUCCACCAACGGCUCAGCGCUGACCUACAGUCCUGUGCUGCCUCUCAGUGAAAAGCCAAAGGAACAAAUCAUAGAGCUCCUCCAGGACAAGAAGACAUGACAAUAAUGACAUUAUGUGACGCUGUACGCUGCUCAGCCAAUCAGGUUUGCCGAUCAGAACAGUUGGGUUUAAAGCUGACCCCGGCAGAAGGGCUGGAUUCCCCUCGGAUUGUAUUUAAAAUAUGUUAAAGGAGAAAUGUUAGAACAUACCAGGAAACCAAAAGAGUCAAUAAUAUGCCUUUCUUUAGUUAAAACUGUGCAGGUAGUGUCAUCACGGAGCGCACACAGCAGUCUGGGAGUGAGACUCCUAGCGCUUCCUCCCCCGCUGUAGCAUUUAGGUGAUUGUACAACGUAAUUUAGCCAAACAUGAAUCAUUGCAAGUUAGACUGAAGCUGGUGGUUACACCCUAACUUAUGCCCCGAAUCUCAACGCACACAAACAGAAAGACAACUCCGUGAUCAACAAAAAAAAUAACGCACUGAGACGAAUUUUACUCAGCCCGACAUGUUUACAGAGGAGUUCAGCCUGUCUGACACUGGGUUUGGAAGCUUUAGCAGAGCGUCCGGCUCUAAACUGGGAUAAAGCUUGGUCAGCCCAUUAGACCAGCUCCUGUUCCUGGUCCCUACAGUUUAUUAUUCCCAUAAAUUCAGCACACACUCCUGGAUCUUAACCGUUUUUUAUCUCCUUACUUUCUAUCAUAGCUCUUUAUCUUAUUUCACAGUUUAGUCGCUGUACUUGAGGACCAUGUAACCACAAACCCCCCUACAGACGUUCCCUUUGUUUGGCGGCAGCACACAGUCCUCAGCUACAACUAUACUCUCUAUGAGAGACUGAGAGAGAGAGAGAGUUAUCAUGUCUGCUGAAACGACUCAAUGAGUCAGACAUGUGAUGUCCAAGGGUUUCUCUGGAGUUCUGUCUACAUUUCGCAUCCAGACCAAGUUCAUGCUCGAGUUGAGUUCCCUGAGUACCGCUGUUGCUGCCAAGCACUUAAGCUAAGGUUGUUCUGAACACCUUAAUAAUGACAGAUUUUACUGAAAACGUGCAUUGCAGUAUUUCUUUAGAAACGGGUGUCUCCAGAGUAGAAACGUCUAUACGUUUGUUUCAACUGUCGAAAGCAAUAUUAAACCGAACUCAUAAGCUGGGAAACAUUGUCAUACUGACUGAUAAUUUAACGAGCGUUGCAGAGAUUCUUUCCCGCUUAUUUGUGAGGUGUAAAUUAACAUAUAUCAGUUAAACAUGUAGAGCAGCUGAAUAAAUCUAGUUGUACUGCUGCGUAUACGUUCUGCGAAUGUUACUUUGAAGGACUCUGCAACCCUCGUUUGAAUUUUAUUUUAAAAUACCAGUGCUGCUUUAUAUUGAACAUAAAAGAACUCCAAUAUUUUUUUUCACCGUGUGCACCAAAUGUUUAAGUUAUUUUAUUAGUUUAGUUUUUUUAAAGAAGUUUACCUGUAUUGUGCAGUGUGUUUGAGUGAUGUUGAGUAAAUAAGGAGGCUUAUAAGAGCAUUUGUGUUGGGAAGAAAAAGUAAAGUUACAGAUCCGAAAGAGCCUGCAAAUAUUAGCAUAAGUUCCAAAGAGUGAGGUCUCAUUUUAUAAAGAAUUAAAUUUACAAUCCUGGAAUGAUAUUAAGAAAUUAACGUGAAAAAUCAGUCCUGAUUCAAUCGCUCAUUGAAUUUUGGUGUCAAUCUGACUAAAUCUCUGAAAACAGCUCUCCUCUAAUCAACCAAUCAGAGGUGGACUUGGCUUGACAUUAGAACUAUGUCACACUAAACUGUUUUUUACUGGAGGUAGAAGUCCGACAAAGACAAGUGAAACGGAGAAUAGUAGUCAAAAGUAUAUUUAAUUAAUUUUAUUUAUAUAGAGCCAAUUCACAUGUCAUCUCAAGGCACUUUCUAUUGAAUUAUACAAGCAGAAACCCAGCAGAUCGCAUCAAGUCAUUGACUCGCAGCAUUCACUCCACCUGGAUGAGCGUGCAGCCACCAGUGGACAGUCGCUCGCGUUGUGUUGUUGACUUUGCAGCAAUCCCUCAUACCAAGCAUGCAUGUAGCGACAGUGGAGAGGAAAACUCCCCCUUUAACAUUAAGGAAACUCUACAGCAGAACCAGACUGAGAGUAUAGUGCAUAGCACAAAAAGAGCAAAGAAGCACUGGUCCAGGAGUACUUUCUAUGUGAGAGAAAAGUGAAAUAGGCUUUAAUUUAAAUCACGUUAGCAGUUUGCAGAGCGUUUUGUUUCUUUAAGUAAAUCAUGUCUUUGCCUUGAAUUAUAUCGCAUAGAUUUGUGAGAAUAUUCCACUUUCUACAAAAUUUGCCUCUUACAUCCCAGAAAUUUGGAGAAUUUACUUAUUUUUUUUAACAAACAAACACUCUUAUAAGCCUCUUUAAGCAUUAUGCAGCAUAAGAAUGAUCAUUUUAGGAUGCUCAGUGGUUCUCAAAAGUGUACACACCCCCUGUUAAAAAAGCAGUUGUGUGAAAGAGAAAAAUGAAACCACGACAUAUCGUUUUGAAACUCUUUUACACAUGUGUCGCAUGUAUCCUGGAAACAUUUAGCUGCAAAGGCAAACCUGUUAGAGGAGAAAAUCCCAGAAAGAAACUGGCUCAACCUGGUUGCAUACGUGUGAACGCCCUUAACAUAUUUGAACUUUGUAAAAGCAGCUUUUUAAUUCAGUUUCUGCACUCGGUCGAUUUCGACCCGGUGAUGUUUGCCCCACAACUAUCAGAUUAUGAGAUUUUCUGUAGGUCAUUCCAAAACUUUUAACUUUCUUCCGCCGCAGACACUCUUCUGUUACAUUUUGACAAAUGCAGACAGUUGGAAGCUUUUUCCUGGUGGCGUUUCUAUUUUCUGAAAAAUAACCCCAGAGCAUAACGCUGUCACUUCCGUGUUUCGCAGCUUGUUUUUUGUUUUCUUUUUUGGUGAAGUUAACCUUUCAAAAUGGGUAUAAACUUCAUGUUUGGUAUCAAGACACCAUAAAGCAUUGUACCACAUGGUGUUGGGAGAUAUUAAAAUACAAGAGAUGUUUACAGGUUACUGCUUGCACUGCGCCAUGCUGGAUUUCUUUGUACUUUUGCACGUUUUGGCUUUACGUAAAGGAUGCAAAAGAGCAAAUGUCAGGAAAAUCCUUUCUGAAAACAUUAUGCUUUUCCACCGUUCAAUUUUGAUGAUCGAUGAAGAAUUGAUGUGCGUGAACUCAAGAAGAAGCUGAAAGAUUAAUCCGAAUCAAAAGCUGCUCCAAAGAAAGUGCUAAUUGAUGCAACCAGGUUGCUGCUGCUUCUUAUUUUUAUUUUAAUCUCUCCCUUCAGUAAGUCUUGAAUUAUUCUGGAUACAUGGUGCAUUACAUGUGGAAAACGUGCUGAAAUCUCAAACCUGUAAGUCGGAACAGUGGUGGGUACGCUUUUUAGAGACCCCACGUGUUGGAAAAGAAUGAAAAUGUAAACGUGACGAAUCACUGAAAUCAUUUCUUAGCUCUGUCCUGUACGUGUUGAUUUCUUGUCUUUCUGUUUACGCCGGUUUACGCCGUCAGACAUGCUUUAAUAAUUCACUCUGGGUCUGGAGAUCAGCUUCCUGCUCUGUAAGCCCGGGACAAAAUGUACUGUAUGCCUGUGUAGAUCUUCCAAGUGAAGUAUUUCACGAGCUGGUGUGAGCUUUUAAACAUGUAAGGAGUCCUCUAAGCAGACGUGGAAGCUGCUGUCUUUCUGACUCAAUUUUUAACAAGUGCUUAAGCUUUUUUUGCAUCGACUCAUCCCAUUGUUAUGCUCUCUGUUUACAGCUGUGUACAUGUGCCUCCUUUUGUUUUCUCUCCUGAAUCAAUAUAUGUACUCAGUCUGGAGACAAAGGUU